Drosophila guanche is the source of this 824-nucleotide messenger RNA. It is a transcript of the gene Nse1, whose product is annotated as non-structural maintenance of chromosomes element 1 homolog. Gene Ontology annotation, cellular component: nucleus; Smc5-Smc6 complex. NCBI's taxonomy places the organism in Eukaryota, Metazoa, Arthropoda, Insecta, Diptera, Drosophilidae. Bases 23 to 730 code for a protein of 235 amino acids. The transcript has a single exon. Gene Ontology annotation, molecular function: ubiquitin-protein transferase activity. Gene Ontology annotation, biological process: double-strand break repair via homologous recombination; DNA damage tolerance. The record is from RefSeq and is a predicted model, not a curated record.
CUGAUUUGUAAACAAACUGAAUAUGGAAUUGGUAAAGCGCGCAUUUUUACGUGCUUCGAAGAACCACAGCGCGCUCAGCUAUGAGUUGAUAGAUCAAAUAUUAACACCGCUCUGCGAACUCCAUAAAGUACACAAGCCGUUCAACAAGGAGGCAGUGAAAGCCUUUGUCAGCGAAAUCGACGCCUCCAUUAGUGUUUUUGAUCAGACGCUGGUUUUCGUAAAACAUGCCCUGAAGAACGAGGAGUACUUGGUGUACGCCAAGACAGAUGCCACUCCGGACACCAUAGCCAACACAGGUCUGGUGGCAGAAGAAUGCCAAUACUUUGCCAAGCUGCUGGACAAAAUAGCUGGCGAAGAAAACUGCUGCAUGGCCUGGAACGGUGCCUACCGGGAUUUGGGCAUUGAGAAGCCGCUCAAGAAGGUCCGUAUGCAGGAGCUGAUCCAAAAAUGGUGCCAAAUGGGAUACUUUCUGGAGGCGGAGGACAACAUAUACCUAGGGCCACGAACGCUUGUGGAACUGAGUUUCUAUUUGCGCACCAAUCACGCGGAAAACAUCGACAGCUGCAAGCUGUGCUCUAACCUGGUGCUAUGGGAUAUUCGAUGUGAAUCGUGCGACAUCCAGUAUCAUCGAGACUGCAUACGCAAGUUUUUGCAGAAACGCUCCAAUUGCCCGUCCUGCAACGAGCUGUGGAAAACGCCAUUGCGGGCGUCCAUAGAAGGGCGACGAUAGCUUACACCCCAGCCAUGAAUAAUAAAACGAGUGUUUAGCAAAACCGACAACAGUUAUUCUUUCGCAGCACUGCACAGACAAGAACAGUUGCACU